AUGGUUCAGUUACUCGGAAAAGACAUUGGUACCACCGGAUAUGGCAUGAUGGGUCUCUCUUGGCGCCCAGAGCCUCAACCCCUCGAAGAAUCCCUUAAAACCCUAAAAGCUGCACUCGACAAAGGUUGCAACUUCUGGAACGGGGGUGAGUUCUACGGAACUCCUGAGUACAAUUCCCUCACCAUCUGCGCCGCCUACUUUGAAAAAUAUCCAGAAGAUGCAGACAAAGUUGUUUUGAGUAUCAAAGGUGGUUUAAAUCUAGAGAAAUUUGCCCCUGAUGGAAGUCCAGAAGGUGUUAGAAAGAGUGUGGGUACGUGUUUAGCACUUUUAAAGGGCAAGAAAAAGAUUGAUAUUUUUGAAUGUGCAAGAGUGGAUAAAAAUACCCCGAUUGAGGUUACGAUGAAGGUUUUGGAGGAGGAAUAUGUGAAGACGGGGAAGAUUGGGGGUAUUUCUUUGAGUGAGUGUUCGGCGGAGACGGUCAGGAGGGCCGCGAAGGUUACGAAGAUUGUGGCCUGUGAGGUUGAGGUUGCUUUGAACACGUUGGAUAUUUUUCAAAAUGGGGUUGCCGAAGCUUGCAGAGAACAUGAUAUUUUGGUUGUUGCAUACUCACCGUUAGGCCGAGGUUUGUUGACCGGUGCAAUUCAAAAGCUAGAAGAUCUCCCCGAGGGUGAUAUGCGUCGAACCUAUCCACGAUUCCAGAAGGAACACUUUGAACAUAACAAGAAGCUUCUUGAUGCUGUGACAAAGAUUGCGGAGCAAAAGAAUUGUACACCGGCUCAAAUCGCUGUCAAUUGGCUCAAAGCUAUUUCCAAGAAAGACGGCAAUCCUGAAAUCAUCCCAAUUCCUGGUGCCACUACAAUCGAUCGCAUUGCAGAGAAUGCAAAGGAGGUAUCUUUAAAUGUAGGCGAUUUGGCGGAGCUUGAUUCGAUAAUAAAACAAUUCCCAGGUUCAGGUCAUCGUUAUCCGGAACAUGCACAAAGCACACUAGAAGGUUAA
This is a messenger RNA of Botrytis fragariae, 996 nucleotides long. RefSeq names its product putative pyridoxal reductase protein. The record is from RefSeq and is a predicted model, not a curated record. Gene Ontology annotation, cellular component: cytoplasm. The coding region runs from base 1 to 996 and encodes 331 amino acids. Lineage: Eukaryota; Fungi; Ascomycota; Leotiomycetes; Helotiales; Sclerotiniaceae. The transcript has 3 exons.